GUCUCUCCAACAUGCCGGCCUGCCGAGCUUGCACGAGCCGCCCACUCACCAACCCCAUCAUGGCCUGUCCCAACAUUAUGCCCAAGCCCAUCAUCCUCUUCCGAUCCUCACAGAUUCGGGCCACAUGGGCGGACAUCCUGGCGCACGACACAUGGGUCAUUCCGGACCACCUCACUUUGGCGGACCGGGCCCUUCGCCACACACUGUAGUUGCGCCGCUUUACCCGCCUUUGACGCAUAACCACGGACAUGGCGGUGGGUUGAAACGACAACGGCCCGAAGAUCUCGAUCUCACAAUGCCUGGAAUCCCGAACCUUGAGCAAAAUGACCUGGACUCCAUGCAACAUACAUCGUUGGGAGCAGCCUACGCACAAGCAGCAGCGGCCCCGCCUCAGCAUCAUCAUCACCGCCUACCAGACACCGGCCCCCCAAACAAGCUUUUAAGACGGGAAGGGGAAGGUAGCGGCGGUGGUGGAGCUCCCAGUGUAGUUGGACAAGCAGGAAUGCCACCUCCAGCCCCGAGACCAAGAGGCCCCAAGCUCAAGUUUACGCCAGAGGACGACCAGCUGUUGAUCGACCUGAAGGAAAACAAGAGCUUAACCUGGAAGCAGAUUGCCGACUUUUUCCCUGGGCGAUCUUCAGGAACUCUUCAGGUGCGAUACUGUACAAAGUUGAAGGCGAAAACAACACAAUGGACGGAUGAAACGGACCAAAAGCUCAAGACGGCGCUGCAAGACUACGAAAACGAGAAGUGGAGGAUUAUUGCCAACAAAGUUGGGACAGGAUUCACCCCAGUAGCAUGUCGUGAGAGAGCGGCGGAGUUGAUGGGAGAGGACUUAUAGCAAUCAAUGUCCCCACCAGGAGUUUCGGCUUCUGUGUCUGGGGACACCGUCUAUUCCUCACAACUCCAGUGAGCAGCACACCGCAGUGCACAAGAUCUACCACGUCAAUACCCCAUGCGCAACGUCAAAAACUCGGCCAAUAUCCGAUGACAAUCGAUUUGACGGGGCAAAGAUUGAGUCAAACGCGGCCGAGUCGAAUCAAACAAAUACACCAACCGCGCGAAGCUUUCCGUUCGUGGA
Molecule: messenger RNA, 1081 nt
Organism: Neurospora hispaniola
Lineage: Eukaryota; Fungi; Ascomycota; Sordariomycetes; Sordariales; Sordariaceae
Exons: 2
Coding region: 125-841 (238 amino acids)
Biological process (GO): snRNA transcription by RNA polymerase II; snRNA transcription by RNA polymerase III
Cellular component (GO): snRNA-activating protein complex
Molecular function (GO): RNA polymerase III type 3 promoter sequence-specific DNA binding; RNA polymerase II cis-regulatory region sequence-specific DNA binding
Source: RefSeq, a predicted model, not a curated record